CACCAAGCGCAUCACGAACAACGGACGGACGGACGACAAAACAUUGAUUGCGUUCGUGUAGUGAAGUGGAGAAGAAAAUAACAACUCCCGUUUAUCGGUUUGUUUUUCGCAAAAAUAGUGUGUAAAAGUUAAGCUUAUGGCUGCCAAUUUGUUCCGAAAAACGGCAGAUAUAAAAAAUGUGAAACCUUAAAGUGAAGUAAAAUACUCUUCAGGGCGUCUCUCAAAUAAUCUUCAGAAUUGUAAGAAGUAACACAGUAUCGAUUUGUUGAUCUGCUGCUUCACUGAAAAUAAGAUCAGAACCUAUACAAUGGAAAAUGUCCCAACAACUGGUUCCAGUAAUGCACCGGCGUCGAUGGCAACCGCUGAACUAGCCAUCAGCCCAUCUAAAGCGGACGAUAAUCUCAGCAUAAAAUCUUCCGAUUCGGUGACCACCAGUGGCGAGUACGAAAUCGUCCCCGAAGCGCCAUCCCCCAUGGAUGCGGUGGACGGUUCCGGUCCAAUGACGCUUCCCUCGCCGAUAAUGAACAUUGUCAAAAUAGUUCCCAGCUCUUCGGCAGGAGGUGGCGGAUCUAGAAAGUCCCAGAAACAAGAGAAGGCCACUUCCGACCUUGGAGGUGAAUCUCUGUUGAAUUUGAGCGAAUGCUUAGACGACGAAGAGGAAGGAAUGGUAAAGCUGGUGGUUGCGCCUGGGAAACAGAAGCUGGAUGCCAUUUCGCCGAUACUGAACAUCGAGGGAAACGGAAAUGUGAAGGAUCUGGAGAAGAACAUGGAUGAGGUCAUACUGGAGCUGGAUGAAGAACGCACGCUGAGUGCUAGCGAUGGCGGUGAGGCGAGUGGCGGCAACGUGAACAAGGACGUUUCGACAAAUAGCAACAGCGGCAUCAAUCGAGGUUUGGUAUCGCAGUUGUCCUUACGUGGCCUGAAGCCGCGCAGUACUCCGGCGGUAAUCGUAGCCGGCAGUGGUGGGCCACCAGCUGGGGACACACCCAAUGUGCAAUCCCCGGAGAAUCGCGUCGGACAAUCGGUGUUCUACGAUUGUCUAGAUGCCAGUCCAAUGGUGGACAGGAAGAUGGACAAAUCUCUCGGCUGCCUCGCGUCGGAAACGGACGAGGAUUUGUCCGAUAUCGAUCAGGAGUGUACCAUCUUUAGUGGGGUGACGUAUUUGGGAGCCACCCGUAUUAAUGCACCCAAGUCGGAGAAGGAAAUCUUGCAGAAGGUAGCGGAAAUGAAUGCUAGCUCGAGCGUGUCACCCCUCGGGAUGAAGGUGUCCGUCAGUAUUCCGACCCGGUCCGAGGGAUUGGUUGUGUUGUACGAUGGAGAAACCAAUACCGUUGUGGCGACUUACGAGGUUCAUCGGAUUUUAUUCUUCGCUCGUGGACCGGUCAAAACGGCCAAUCAGGCGUGCUUUGCCUUUACCUGGUCCCACGGGGAAUCGCAAGAAACUGCCACGCACCAGUGCCAUGUCUUCAGAUGCACCAUCCCGGAAGCGGUCACCCAAGUUAGCGCUUGCUUCGCGAAAGCCUUCCAGCGUAUUCUUCCGCCAAGCGUUCCACCCAUUAUGACCACCUCGCUGGCGGACAGUAGCGCCAACGUAAUGCUGUCCUCGAUCACGUCGGACAUUGGCGGUAAUCCGAUCCAGUCGGCCAUGUACGAGUUUAGCAUUUCGCUGGAGAUCAAGGAGAAGGAGAAAAGUGGCUACACGACGGUUCCGCGCGACGCUAAGUCUAGCUUUAGGCUACGGUGCAACACCGACAAGGAGGUGUGCAUUGUGGUCAAGCAGAUUCCCUCGGAGCAGUUUCCUCCGUUGUACAUCGAGCGGUGCUUUGGCGUGCUGUUGAGCCCCGGGAAGAUUGUACGGCAAGCCGAUAUGCAACUGCUGGAUAUGGUUACCAUGGGCUACAUCAACACGGAUGUAGCAGCACCGCCACCGGCACCGAAUCCCAUGACGGCUUCGAUCACAUCACUCGCGACGGCAGUCAGCUACGCCCAGUUGCCGUACCAGAUCCGUGCGGAGUGGAAAGCCAACGACAAGGCAUUCGAACAACUCAACACCGAAACGCAAAAGAAGUCCCUAACCGUAGCGGUCGAUCUAGUCAUCAAGGGUAUCCAGGAGCCGGUACGGUUCGUAAUCGAAACGUCCGUGAUGAUCCUGUCGCAAAGCGAGCUACGAAUUAUGCAAAAUCUGUUUACGAACAAGCGACUUCUGGUGAUGCACUACUAUCUAACGCUGAAGGAGAGCGGCGAAGGCAACUGGAAGGUGGAAGCGAUCGAUCACUCGGAUGAGAUCGUCGAACCUACUCCGCCGGCGUCGUUGUCGUUGAACCUGAACUUCAAGACCUGGACGACGUUCAAAACGUCCGCCAGUGUGCAAUCGAUGGAGUUCGAUGACUCCAGUCCGGAUUACAGCUCGGACGGGGAUGAGCCGCUGCUCAGCGGUACCGGUGAAGUCUCCAAAGAAUGUUCCACCGCGCUGCUGGAAGAUUGGAACGAGAUACUGGUCGAAUGGAAUCGAGACAACUUGGACAAACGACCGAAGAAUCUGGCGUACCUGGUGCGCAGCGGUAUCCCGGACAUACUGCGGGGUACAAUUUGGCAAAAGCUGGCCAACGUGGAGAACAAGACGGAAAUGGCGGACUCGUACCGCAUACUGAUUACCAAAGAGACGAGCUGUGAGAAUGUGAUCCAGCGAGAUAUCAACAGAACAUUUCCGGCACAUAGGUACUUCAAGGACAGCGGUGGCAUGGGGCAGGACAGUUUGUACAAGGUUUCGAAGGCGUACGCAGUGUACGACACGGAGGUUGGCUACUGUCAGGGAUUGAGCUUUAUAGCGGCCAGCUUGUUGCUUCAUAUGCCCGAGGAGGAAGCGUUCUGCGUCCUGGUAGCACUGAUGUACGACUACGGACUUCGCGAUAUGUACAAAAUGGGUUUCGAAUCGUUAUACCUGCGGUUGUAUCAGCUGGACCGACUGUUGAAAGAUCAGUUGCCGGAUUUGUACGAGCACUUCCUCAACACGGGAGUCGAGUCGCACAUGUUCGCCAGCCAGUGGUUCCUUACGCUGUUUACGGCCCGCUUUCCGCUGUAUUUCGCUUUCUCCAUUCUGGAUGCGUUUCUUCUGGAUGGAGUCACGGUGCUCUUUCAAGUUGCCCUCACAUUGCUCUCCGUGUGCAAGAAAGAUCUCCUGGAGCUGGAUUUUGAGGGAAUGCUGAAAUACGUCCGUGUGACACUGCCGAAGAAAUGUCGAAGCGAGAAUCAGGCCAAAAAGAUGAUGAAGCUCUCGAUCGAGUGCAAGGUGAAGAAGCUGAAAAAAUACGAACUCGAAUACCUGGCCAAGAAAGAGGAAAGCGAGCGUAAAGAACGGGAGCUGAAACAGUAUGAGCUGCGCUUCCAGGAGGAGCGGACCAAACUGCAGCAGGAGAUUGUGACGUUGAAUGAAAAGAUGGAAACCCUGGCCAAGGUGGACAAAAAGAACAACGGUAUUAUUGGAGAUUAUAAGCAGAUCAUACAGCGACAAGAGCACGAGAACAACGAGCUCCACCAGAUGUUGGAGGAUUUGACGAAAACCGUAUCCGGCUGUUCGAAAUGUUCCUCCAGUAUACCGAAGUCUUCUCCGUUGCAUAAAUCGUACGGCAAGAACCUGCAGCAUGCCAACAACGAGAACAACAAUGACCAAACUACGCAUCAACCGGAGAGCAAUCUCGGCCCGUUGGACCCCCUAUUGAUUGCCAAGCAGAGGAUACUGGAGCUGGAGCAAGAGCUAGCUCAAACCAAGCUGGCCCAAGUGGAAGCCGAAUGCAAAAAUCAGGAUCUUCAUCAUCAACUUACCACCACGUUGACCGAGCUCCAGACCAAUCGUAGCAGUUGGCAGCCAUGGUUUUCCAAAACCCUGAACUCUAUCCAGGAGAAAGUGGUAACGAGGCGCGAUGUCAACGCUCCGAUGGCUACCUUCCAAUCUUACACGGAUUCAAGUGUAAAACAUCGUGAACAUUCCCAUACCCUGCCGGCACAGACGCAACUGCGGAACAAGCUGAACCAACGCCACAGCCUGGGCCAGGUGGGUUUCGAAGCGGCAUGUGGCGAUGAUCUCGUUCGUCCGGCGAAUACCGCAAGCAGGGGCGCCGCCGGCGGUGAUGGCAGAGGAUCGUCAGGUAAUAAAGAGCACCUCAUAUUUAGGGACUCGGCACAAAGGUGUAACAGCCUUAAGUAGAGGUGGUAAUCUUGGAAAACAAAAGUCCAGCCAGCAGCUAGUCGUCGUGGACCAGACACUGCAUUAAUCUCGCAACAGUUAUUAAUCUCCACAUAGAAGGCAAAUUUAAAACCACCCAUGACUGUCUUAAAACCAACCAGAAUAUACCAAUACCUAGUAGCAGCAGAACAGACUUGGGGGAGUCAUGAUAUUGGAUCAGUUUGCCUAGCAUUGUUUGGUGCUUAAGCCAGCGGCUUUCGCUUAAUUUGAAAACUUCGGAAAACAGCACUCGAUGCUUAGACGUAAGAUUGAUCGUUAAUAUUUGGUUUUAUCGUACUGUGUUAUUACUCCUAAAUAUCCUAGUUUUUAUCGGCCUUCAAACGAUUAUCUCUCUGUUUUCAAAGGUAAAACACAUUCUUCAUUGCAUGUGAACGUAUUCAUCAAGUAAACCCUGUUAAUGUUAGUAAAAUCCCUGUAUUUCGUGGGUUUAAGUUAUGUAUUUUAUAUAGUGCUUUUGUUUUCAAAGCAAUACUCCAUUUAUUCAAGCAAAUCUCUGCAGAACAACAAGAAGUGGAAUAUCUCUGCUUGAAUUACAAAGAACAUUGCAUUUUUGUCACUAAUUUCCUAGAAUAUACGAAAAGGAACAAAACAAAAUAAUGCUUAGUAGAAGGCAAUAGGUAAAGCAUACACAAACUGAGGACAGCACUGUUUCAACUUUUUAUAUCAACCAUAGUAUACAAUAUUAACCGGUGAGGAUUUCCUGAUUUCUGUCCUUUCUGCGACAUUUGCGAAUGCAUACCAAGCCUACCAAACUACGUAGAACGAAUUUAGCGAAAUUUUAAACCGUAAAUCGACCGACUUCAAACUAGUCCGCCUGUGAGGAAGUUCACCCGAUCUGCAGAAGUUCUUACACAAUAUCCUCGAAAUUAACUUUGUUCGUCAUCAUACCUACCACUACCUAACACCGUUGUAUGCAGGACUUAUCGAGAAUCAGCUGCUAAGAUAUUAAUAAUCGAUUCUGAAUCCAA
Aedes albopictus (Asian tiger mosquito) is the source of this 5211-nucleotide messenger RNA. RefSeq names its product rab GTPase-activating protein 1-like (gene GAPcenA). The record is from RefSeq and is a predicted model, not a curated record. Bases 308 to 4204 code for a protein of 1298 amino acids. NCBI's taxonomy places the organism in Eukaryota, Metazoa, Arthropoda, Insecta, Diptera, Culicidae. The transcript has 10 exons.